Molecule: messenger RNA, 1473 nt
Organism: Solea senegalensis (Senegalese sole)
Lineage: Eukaryota; Metazoa; Chordata; Actinopteri; Pleuronectiformes; Soleidae
Product: threonine-rich protein-like
Exons: 7
Coding region: 1-1473 (490 amino acids)
Source: RefSeq, a predicted model, not a curated record
AUGAAGCUACUUCUUUCUCUGACUCUCAUCUGGGCUCUCUCCAGCACAACUGCUGCUCUUGUGUGUCAGACUUGCACAGAUGAUUCAUGUACAAGCACCGUGCCACUAACAUGUGCCACAGAGACAAUGUGUAUAACUGCCGCCAUUGAAGCUGUUUCAUCUGGAACUCCUGGCCAACAAAUCUUUAAGGCGUGUGCAUCGUCCUCCCUGUGUCCAGCCACAGGAUCUCAGAUAUUUUCAGUCAACUUGGGUGUUUCGAGUGCACUUGCAUCUGCUACAUGCUGCAACACAGAUAACUGCAACUCAGCCACUCUAUCAUUCCCCACCACUCCAUCAGUCAACAGCCUCCAGUGUUAUUCAUGUGACCCUGCCACAUCACAAUGCACCACUUCAGUACAGUGUACAGGAACACAAGAUCGCUGCUUUCAAGCAAGUGGUGAGUCUUUUUAUUAUAUAUUGACAAAUGGGGCCUCCACUUCUCCUGCCUUUGGUUGUGCAUCUACAAACAUGUGUGCAGCUGCUGCUAGCUUGGGGACACUACCUUUUAUGCAAAAUGUUGGCAGCAUUAGCAGUGGACCAACUUGUUGUGAGACAAAUCUAUGUAACACUCUCACAACAACUGCUGCCCCAACUACAACAACUGCUGCUCCAACGACAACUGCUGCUGCAACUACAACUGCUUCUCCAACAACAACUGCUUCACCAACUUCGACUGCUGCCACAACUACAACUGCUUCUUCAACAACAACUGCUUCACCAACUUCAACUGCAGCUUCAACUACAACUGCUGCUCCUGCUGUUCCAACAACUGUUUCUGCAACUUCAACUGCUGCUCCAACAAUUGCUUCCCCAACUUCAACUGCUGCCACAACUACAACUGCUUCACCAACUUCAACUGCUUCCCAAACUUCAACUGGAGAUGCAACUACAACUGCUUCACCAACUUCAACAGCUGCCCCAAUAACUGUUUCCGCAACUACAACUGCUGCCCACACAACUGCUUCACCAAUUUCAACUGCUGCCUCACUACAACUGCUUCACCAACUUCAACUGCUGCCACAACUAACUGCUUCAACUUCAACAACUGCUUCACAACUUCCAACUGCUGCGCUGCUUCCCAACUGCUCAAACAACUGCUUCCACCAACUGCUGCCGCAACUACAACUGCUUCUCCAACAACAACUGCUUCACCAACCAUUGCUGCCACAACUGCUGCUUCACAACUUCAACUCAACCACAACUGCUUCACCAACUUCAGUUGCUACCCCAACUGCAACAGGUGUACCAGCUACAGCAACCCCUGCCCCAACAGUCAUCUCAACCAUAGCAACCUCUGCUCCACCAACAGCAACAUCCAACUUAGCGACACAAACCAACCCAACUACAACUACAACUACCUCCAGUUCUGCUUGUUGUAUCAGACUGGGUAUGAUCCAUCUUCUGUUAGGACUUCUUUUAUUUACCCUCUUUUAG